This is a messenger RNA of Labrus bergylta (ballan wrasse), 578 nucleotides long. NCBI's taxonomy places the organism in Eukaryota, Metazoa, Chordata, Actinopteri, Labriformes, Labridae. The record is from RefSeq and is a predicted model, not a curated record.
UUCCAGCUCGCACAGAAGCAACCAACAAAUCAGCUGAUCGAGACUCCGAGGAUUUCACGGUCAGAAACAAAUAUUUAAUUUUUUCAUCGAUUUGAUUUUUAUUGAUUUUUUUUAAAAGAUGGGCGCUGCCGGGUUCACGUGCUCCAAAAUCUGUCUGUGCGCGCUCAACAUCCUGUAUGUGAUGGUGAGUCUGCUCCUGGUCGGCAUCGCGGUCUGGGGCAUGUGGUUCGGUCUGGUCUCCAGCUUCCAGGUGGUCGGGGGGGUUGUGGGGGUCGGGGUGUUCCUCUUCCUCGUGGCUGUGGCCGGACUCAUAGGGGCGAUGAAGCACCACCAGGUCCUCCUCUUCUUCUACAUGAUCGUCCUCUUCAUGGUCUUCAUUGUUCAGUUUUCCGUCUCCAGCGCCUGUUUGGCCGUCAACAGAGAACAGCAGGAGGAGCUGUUGGAGGUCGGCUGGAAUAACUCUCAGAGCACUCAAAGAGACGUGGAGAAGAGUUUAAACUGCUGUGGAUUCAGAGAGGUGGACAACAACCACACCUGUGAAGCUGUGUGUUUUCCGAACCAUGCGCGUGUGCCGUGUG